Messenger RNA from Eublepharis macularius, 3860 nucleotides. It is a transcript of the gene EML3, whose product is annotated as EMAP like 3. The record is from RefSeq and is a predicted model, not a curated record. Gene Ontology annotation, molecular function: microtubule binding. Lineage: Eukaryota; Metazoa; Chordata; Lepidosauria; Squamata; Eublepharidae. The coding region runs from base 1 to 3249 and encodes 1082 amino acids. Gene Ontology annotation, cellular component: mitotic spindle. Gene Ontology annotation, biological process: microtubule cytoskeleton organization. The transcript has 24 exons.
AUGACAUACCGCGCUCCUGCUUCCUGGGGGUGGGGGGAGCCCGGCCCCAGCAGCGCGCUCUGGACAGGGCGGGCACUAGAGCCUCCUCCCGCAAAUCCCCGGGACCUCUCUGCCCUUCUCCAUCCCCUGUCAAGCAGCCGGGGCGAGCGGAGAGGGGCACGAUCGGCGCCCGGAGCGCAUGGAAGCUCGCCGCGCCUCCGCUCGGCCACCAUGGACGGCUACCCGGAGCGCAGCCCCGACGGUAACAACUUCUCGGGUAGCAACAGUGUCCUUGAUCAUCCAGACUGGCUCACCAGCAUUGAUUCCCGGCUGCGGAGCCAGGAAGAGGAGCUGACCCUGGUGAAGUCAGCCUUGGCGGAUGCGCUGCGGAGACUCAGCUUCUACGACCAGCAAAUCCCUCUGCUUAGGCGACAGGUGCUUGAAGCAAAUUCCAUCGUUUCAGAAGCCAGAAACCCUUCAGUCCUUCCACAAGACAGUGGUUCCCUCUGGAUCCUACCUCCUGCCCUCUUCAAUGAUUCCAGUUCACCUGCCACACAGCAAAUGGGAGGCCAUAUGGAGCUGGUGCCCGGAGCCAAAAGAACGCAGGAGUCAAGGGUCAGCGUCGGGACACAGACGGAAGAGUCGGCUAUGCUGGCGCUGAAACAAAGACAAAGCCUUAUCAAUGGGCACGACAGGGGAGAGCCAGUCCAAGAUGCCAUUAACCCUGGGGAAAGAGACUGCAUUGGAGGCCCGGGUCAUCUAGACCUGGUUAAGAACUCUUUCAAAAUACAAGAGGCUGAAGCAGACCUGGGCUUUGCCUCUGAGGGGCAAAAUGUUCAGAAGGAAGCCCAGACUCAGGGAGAUGGUUGCUCUCUUCCCGAUGCUUGCUCUGAUGAAAUUGAAGACAUUGGAGAGUCUCCCUCCGAAGACAGCAUGGACAAAGUGCCAAGCAUGGGACAGUCCCAACCUUCGGCUCAGCCACUGGGGCAUGAGACACCAUCCCCCGGGUCUCCAUCCGAAGGGAGCAGCAGCAGCACCCCUGCCUCCCCAGUACCAGCAGCUCAGAGCUUGAUGGCUAGCAAAAAAGAACUGCUGCGGAGAAACAGCUCCUCUGACAAACCCAACAAAGCCAAGCAGCGCCUCACCAAAAAGGCAGCUUCCUCAGCAAACCUCUUGAGUCGCUCCAGCAGUCUUGAGAACCGAACAAAGGAUCCCUCUCUGAGUCCAGGGCCGUUGAGCUCUCGAAGGAUGAAUUAUAACCAAGAAAGACAUUCCACCAAGAUGUUCUUGCGUGGCCGGCCUAUCACCAUGUAUAUCCCUUCUGCUUUCCUGAACUACGACGAGCUGCGCAUGGAAAAGCCAUCUGAGAAAUUACAGUUGGAUUGGGUCUACGGUUACCGAGGUCGCGAUUGCCGUUCCAACCUCUAUGUGUUGACGUCAGGAGAACUGGUCUACUUCACCGCUUGCGUUGUUGUCCUGUACCAUGUGCAGAAUCGCACACAACGCCACUAUCUACGGCACACAGACUGUGUACGCUGCCUAGCUGUGCAUCCAGACAAAGUUCGCGUUGCCUCAGGGCAGAUGGCUGGUGUGGACAAAGAUGGCAAGCCUCUGCAACCCUUUGUUCAUAUCUGGGACUCAUCCACCCUUCUCCCACUGCAGCAGAUUGGGUUGGGAAGCUUUGAGAGAGGAGUUGGUUCCCUUGCCUUCUCCACUGCAGAUGAAGGAAUGUACCUGUGUGUGGUGGAUGAGUCCAACGAACACAUGCUGUCCAUUUGGGACUGUUCCCGUGCCACCAAGCAAGCUGAAAUCAAGAGCACCAACGAAUCUGUUCUGACUGUGGAGUUCAACCCCCAAGACAGCAGCAACAUCAUCACCACCGGAAAAUCUCAUGUCUAUUUCUGGACCUGGAGUGGAAACAGCUUAACGAAAAAGCAGGGAAUCUUUGGGAAAUACAAGAAGCCCAAGUUCAUCCAGUGUUUUGUGUUCGACAUCAACAGCGAUGUCCUCACGGGGGACUCUGAAGGCAACAUCCUGACUUGGGCCCGGGUUGCGGCUGAUGUCCGGACACUGGGCAAGGGAGCUAAAGAGACAUACCAAAUCAGCAAGCAAACGCGGGCCCACGAAGGCAGCAUCUUCUCUUUGUGCCUGUGCCGUGAUGGCUCAGUGCUCAGUGGUGGAGGCAAGGACCGGCGCCUUGUCCAGUGGAGUCCCAGCCUCACCCUGCUGCAAGAGGUGGAGAUCCCAGAACAAUUUGGCGCUGUGCGCACCAUUGCUGAAGGGGAUGGAGGGGAACUGCUCGUGGGAACCACACGCAACGCCCUGCUGCGAGGAAGCUUUGCGGAUGGCUUCCGACCCAUCAUCCAGGGGCACACGGAUGAACUGUGGGGGCUGGGCACUCACCCUUCGCGAGACCUUUUUGUCACCUGUGGCUACGACAAGCAGCUCUGCAUGUGGGAUGGUGGGGAGCACACGCUCGCUUGGAGUGUCACAUUAGAGGAAACGGGGCUCUGUGCCGACUUCCAUCCCAGCGGGAAAGUGGUCACUGUGGGACUCAGCACGGGACGCUGGGUGGUGUUGGACACGGAGACGCAGCAAGUCUUAUUGACCUACACUGAUGGAAACGAGCAGCUCUCCGUGGUGCGUUAUUCACCAGAUGGGGAGUUUUUGGCCAUUGGCUCCCAUGACAACUUCAUCUAUAUAUACAGUGUAGAAGAGAGUGAGCAUAAAUACACCCGAUUUGGCCGCUGCACGGGACACUCCAGUUUCAUCACACAUCUGGACUGGUCCAAGGAUGGAAAAUUCAUUAUGUCCAAUUCAGGGGACUACGAAAUCCUGUAUUGGGAUGUGGCUGGGGGCUGCAAACUACUAAGGAAUCGCUUUGAGAAUAAGGAUCGUGAAUGGGCCUCGUACACCUGUGUACUAGGCUUUCAUGUUUUUGGAGUGUGGCCUGACGGUUCAGAUGGCACUGACAUCAACUCACUUUGUCGGUCCCAUAAUGAGCGGGUAGUGGCUGUAGCGGAUGACUUCUGCAAAGUCCACCUCUUCCAGUAUCCCUGUGCUAAGCCCAAGGCACCAAGCCGCGAAUAUGUGGGACACGGAAGCCAUGUCACCAAUGUGCGCUUCACGCACAGUGAUGGAUAUCUCAUCUCCAUGGGUGGCAAGGACACCAGCAUCUUCCAGUGGCGAGUGCUAGGUGGUAACCUUCCUCGCAGCCGUUCCCUCUCUUCUGCCUCCAUCUCCUCACAGGAUGCUGGGGCCAGCACCUGAAGCCGGAGGUGGUGGAAAUAUGGUGACUUCAGUCUUUGUGAGAAAGGAUAAGGAGGGGGGUGACCUCCCAUGCUAUGAUGAUUCCUUGAGAUUCAAGUCCUCAGAUGGAUGGAUCCAUAGGAAUUUGGGAGCCACUUUCCCUCCCAAUGUGAUUUACUUGGGCUAAAAAUGUGAUUUGCUUUAUUAACAUAGGGGUGAGGGGGGAGUAGCCAGAAUGACAGGCAUUCCUAGGCACGGAAGAACUAGUAUUGUGAAGGAAAAUGUGACGCUGUGUGUUGGAAAGUGGAGAUUCAUUGUCUCUUAAAAGGGACUUUUUGGAGAGAAGGGCUGCUUUUUGGAGGAACGGUAGCCCCAAGGGUUGUGCCCCCUCUUGGCUCCAGUAGUAUCGCCUCGCUCCUUAGAAACCUCAAGACAACUGCGUUUUCUGCAAAGGGAAACACAACUGUCUCCAUCUGCAUACCCCUGCACUUCCCUGGCUGCAGCUGCAACUUUCUGCACUUUGUUUACAUUCCUAGUGACUCUGUCAGAGGCCGGAUCCUGGUCCGCCAUAUAAAUAAGCGGAGCAAGAGAAGGCCUUAACACUGUGAGAGAUUCAGAGAAAUAAACCUUUG